Messenger RNA from Saccoglossus kowalevskii, 1686 nucleotides. Its product is annotated as medium-chain acyl-CoA ligase ACSF2, mitochondrial-like. The record is from RefSeq and is a predicted model, not a curated record. NCBI's taxonomy places the organism in Eukaryota, Metazoa, Hemichordata, Enteropneusta, Harrimaniidae.
AUGAGCAGCGAGUCACAGAUUAGACCACGGACGAGUUAUUUCCACAGUGCGUCAGCUGAGCCCUUCAGUGGUAAGACCAUAUUGGAAUUACAAGAUGAGGUCGCAAAACAAUUUCCGAGAAGGGAUGCUCUUGUAUUCUGCGAGAGCGGAGUGCGAAUUUCUUUUAGACAAUAUAUAGAUGAUACAAAACAACUUGCAUGUGAUUUGGUUAAGCUUGGUCUGAAACCUGGUGAGCGAGUUUGUCUCUGGAUGGGUGAUGGUUACGAGUGGAUAGUGCUGAAUUCAGCUAUCAUCAGAGCCGGACUAAUAGCACUUGCGUUACCAGAAUUCCAGUCAACAGACGAUAUACGAUUUACACUAAAUCAUAUGGAGUGUUCUGCUUUAUUCGUCGGAUUUAGCCAAUACGACCAGUACGGUAUUUUAAAACAAGUUCUUCCUGAUAUAGAAUCAGACACAAUAACAUUGUCUAAUGUGCCAACAUUGCGGAACAUCGUAUCAUUCGAUGAGAAAUGUCCACUACUCGGGUGCAGCAUCGUUACGUCAGCGGCAGAACUACGUGGAAAUGGAGGAGCAGCCGAAAAUGUAUUCCUCGAAUAUUUGAAAAGAAAAAUUACUGCUGACGAUACUUACAUGAUAACCUUAACAUCUGGCAGUACUGGGUACCCCAAACCUGUUGUGCGUACACAUAGAGGCACUUUAGAAAACGUGUAUGCUACAAAAUGUCAUGCUACAUCAAAUGACCAAAAAGUGAUUAAAAUUCUAAAAUCAUCACCUCUUGCCUCAUCUACUGGCUCAUACGAAGCUAUGCUUUUAGCUUGGGGGGCAACGCUCGUUUCACCCAGACAGACUGAAGAUUUCACGGGCGCAUUGGAGGCUAUCGAAAACGAAGGAUGCAAUUUCGCGAUAAUAUUUCCCAGUAUUCUAUUCCAAAUUGUGAAUCAGAAAAAUAUAGAUAAUUUUGAUGUUUCGUCAAUGCAAAGAUGUUGGUGUGUUGGCAAUGUUUUCCCGAAACAUAGCAUGCUAAACAUUGUUAAAUUAUUUUGCCCUAAUGUUGUUAUAACAUAUGGUACACGAGAAACUCUGUGUAUCAGUAUUGGCGAAGUAGCCGAUACAUUAGAUGAUCGAAUCAGCGGAAAAAGCAAAGUACUUGGUCACUGUGAAGUGAAGGUUGUGGACACAUACCAGGGCGUUGUACCCGUUAAUACCAUCGGGGACAUAAUGGUGCGUGGACCGUAUCUUUUCCAGUGCUACUAUGGUGAUAAGGAAGCUACAGAUAAAGUUAAAGCAGAAAAUGGUUGGUAUAAAACUGGAGAUCGAGGAGAGAUGGACGAAAAUGGACGGUUGUUUAUAUUCGGGAGAGGGGAUGACAUGAUCAUCAAAGGAUCACAAAAUGUAUUCCCUGUGACAAUCACCAAUUAUCUUGGAGAUCAUCCGAAAUUGAAAGAUGCACAAGUCGUUCCCGUUCCCGAUGAAAAGUUUCUCAGUGAGAUGUGUCUUUGUGUUGUGCUUAAAGAAGGAGUCAUUUGUACGGAGGAUGAAUUGUUGGGAUACCUGUCGGGGAAAUUGUCGCCAUUUCAUAUGCCCCGCUAUGUUCUGUUUUUUGAAAAAUUUCCAUUUGUCGGUAUGAAAGUAAAUAGAAAGGUUAUUAUUAAAGAAGCUAUCUCCCGCCUUGGUUUGUCUAAAUAA